This is a messenger RNA of Papaver somniferum (opium poppy), 1646 nucleotides long. RefSeq names its product B3 domain-containing protein REM16-like. Lineage: Eukaryota; Viridiplantae; Streptophyta; Magnoliopsida; Ranunculales; Papaveraceae. The coding region runs from base 267 to 1436 and encodes 389 amino acids. The record is from RefSeq and is a predicted model, not a curated record. Gene Ontology annotation, molecular function: DNA binding. The transcript is spliced from 5 exons.
AAAGUAAAUGAAGAACACUAAAAAUGGUUACAAAACAGAGUAUGGUUGAAAAAACAUCAGAGGAUUAAAGAUUAGUUUUUGUUCAAUUGAAAUUGAAAUUGGAAGGAACAGUGCAGUUCCCUUCAAACUAAGAUUUAAAGAUUAGGCAUUUGAUUUCUGAUUUCAGCAUCACUUUUUCAAGAGCUUAAUUGAAGACAUUCCAAAGGAAAAAAGGAAGAAAUUGAGAAGAUUGUGAAAAGUGGGAACAAGAAUCAAGGUCUAAAGAGAUGAAUUUUUUCACAUUUCUUCCAAAAAAUUAUCACCACCACCUUAAGUUACCAAAGAAGUUUGUGAAGAACUGUCUAAUGAGUGAAUUUCCAGAGAUUGAUGGUAGUACUGUGAGUUUGAAAGGACCAAGUGGGCAAACUUGGACUGUUGAAUUGAAGAGAAAAGAUGAAAGUAAAUUGUACUUGAAAAAGGGGUGGGAAAUAUUUGUGAAGGAGCAUAAUCUGAAAGAAAAUGAUGCAUUGUUCUUCAAAUACAGAUCAGGAGGAAUUUUUGAUGUCUUAAUGUUUGAUGAUGGGGAUUUUUGUGAGAAAGAAAGUUCAUAUUUUGUUAGGAAUUGUCAAGGUUGUCAUAGGAGUACUAAUGGGGGGUUGAAUGAGGGAAGAAGAGUAGAAAGCGAGCCUAGGCGAUAUAAUGAAGGAGAAAAUGAGCCUAGGCGAUAUAAAGAAGGAGAAAAUGAGCCUAGGCGAUCAGAGGAAGAAGAAAGUGAACCUUCUAUAGAGAUCAUCGAACCGAAGAGGUUGCGCUACACAGACAAACCAAUCACCAUUAGUGAUGAGGAGCAGGAGGAGGAUGCUGACAGAGAAACACCAAGAUUACUCGGAAGAGAAAGAGAACCUGUUUGUUAUGGACGGCGUUUGCCUAAAUCGGUUCCUGGUUGUCAAAGCAAAGCGAUAGUUAGAACAACAGAAGUUUCUUUUACAGGCGAAAACAGCGAAGAUGAGGAGACGGAAGUUAACCAAGUAUCCCCACUGGCUAUAGCAUUGCAAAGAAGAACUGUCCACGCAAAAGAGAUCCAUUUACCUUAUAAACAAGCUGUUCGUGAAGGUAAACGUCGGGGAACACCGCAUUUUGUUGUACUCAUACAACCUAGCCAUGUAUCAGGCAUCUGCUUCAUGGUAAUUCCUAUUAAAUCAGCAAGGAAGUAUUUACCUUAUGGAAGUGACAACAUAUCCCUUAAGAUGAAUGGUAAAACAUGGCAAGCUCAAUAUACAUAUUAUGGGAGGAUUGCAGGAUUCCGUGGUCCGGGUUGGAAAAAAUUUGUACUCAAAAACAAAUUGGAAGUAGGAAAUGCGUGUUUGUUUGAGAAGACUACUUCUUCUGCAACGUCGUCUAGAGCUACAAGCAACUCAAUUACCUUCAGUGUCAGCAUCUUCCGGAAUGGUGUUUAGCUGCAGAAGGUGGCAUCAAGUCUAAUGACAGAAAAGAUGAGGAAGACCGCGAAGAAAGUCACCAUUGAAUCAGAUGAUUUCCUAUGUGUUACCAAAGUAGCUAGUUUACAUUCAUGGUAUUUAUAUUGUUAUCAGUUCUGUACUUCUGUUUGAGCUUGGCUUAAGUUGCUACGCACUUUAAAAAUUAUUGGACUCCUAGUACUACUGAAA